This is a messenger RNA of Cynara cardunculus var. scolymus (artichoke), 964 nucleotides long. RefSeq names its product mitochondrial inner membrane protease subunit 1. Bases 88 to 579 code for a protein of 163 amino acids. Lineage: Eukaryota; Viridiplantae; Streptophyta; Magnoliopsida; Asterales; Asteraceae. The transcript has 4 exons. Gene Ontology annotation, molecular function: serine-type endopeptidase activity. Gene Ontology annotation, cellular component: membrane; mitochondrial inner membrane peptidase complex. The record is from RefSeq and is a predicted model, not a curated record.
AUCCCAAAUUGGAUUGGAUGACCAAUUUCAUCAUAAAUUCUCCCCCAAAUUUUCAGGCGGGUAGAUUUCCUUCGAUUCGUUAGAGAUAUGAGAUUAUGGUUCGGUAAAUGGACCGCCAUUGCUAAAGAAUCAGCUGGUCGAGCUGCCAUUUUCGCGAAAUUCCUCUGCUUGCUUCACGUCACCAAUACUUACAUAUUUUCCCCAAUUCUCGUGUAUGGGCCAAGUAUGCUGCCGACGUUGAAUUUGGCCGGCGAUGUUGUAUUGUCGGAAUACAUAUCGCAUAGGUUAGGGAAGGUAGGUCCAGGUGAUGUUGUUUUGAUUCAAUCGCCUGAAAACCCUAGAAAAAUUAUCACGAAACGCAUUGUCGCCAUGGAAGGCGAAGUUGUUUCGUUUUUGGUUGAUCCAAGCCGCAGUGAUAGAUCUCGUACUGUAGUGGUGCCAAAGGGGCAUGUGUGGAUCCAAGGGGAUAACAUUUACGCAUCAAAUGAUUCUCGGAACUUUGGUCCAAUUCCUUACGGCCUUAUUCAGGGCAAAGUUUGUUGCAGGGUGUGGCCAGUAAACUGUUUUGGAUCGAUAUGACAUCAAGAUCACCAGGAUAUCCAAGACUUCUAGGAUACUGGCGGGUUCAAAUGAGAAUCAUAAAUAUUUUGAGAACUUGGGAACCAACUGCUUCAUGAAUAAAUCAUAACGAAUAUCAUGCAUUUUCAUUAUUCAUAUACUCGUAAUGAGUAUCUAUCACAAUAUUCAUUGUGAAUAAUUCAUGAAAAUAGUUAGUUCUUAGGUUCUCAAAGUAUUUACGGUUUUCACUUGAACCUGCCCCUUUUAGAAUAUUAAGCAUGCUGAAGAACAUUUUGUAUUACCUAUAUGUAGAGCAGAUCUUGGACACUACUUCAUGUGGGAUUUACUGGGUUCGUUUGAUUUGAUUUAGUUGUAAGGACAUGAAUAAUCGACGUUUUUUGAAUAC